Molecule: messenger RNA, 1935 nt
Organism: Penicillium verhagenii
Lineage: Eukaryota; Fungi; Ascomycota; Eurotiomycetes; Eurotiales; Aspergillaceae
Product: protein serine/threonine kinase activating protein nimO
Exons: 2
Coding region: 1-1935 (644 amino acids)
Biological process (GO): regulation of cell cycle phase transition; positive regulation of nuclear cell cycle DNA replication
Cellular component (GO): Dbf4-dependent protein kinase complex; nucleus
Molecular function (GO): zinc ion binding; nucleic acid binding; protein serine/threonine kinase activator activity
Source: RefSeq, a predicted model, not a curated record
AUGGCUGCUGUUUUCAUACCGCCGUCACCACGGACCUCUAUGAACAACAUGUCGACACGUCGUCCACUCGCCAACGUACCGAAUGCCACCAAUUCUCCCCACAGGACCGGACUUGUGCCGGCCAAGCGAGUUCGGUCCAAUCAAGUCGAGAUGUCGUACGCUCAACCUCCACAAAAGAAGCAGGUGAUGGAAGCAGCAGAACAAGGUGUUCGGUCCCCGGCACAAAACAGAUCCUCGGCUGUUCAAGGUGCCGACUCGAAGCUCUUCUCCAGACGUCCAAACAAUGCCAACCCAAGUGCUUUUGAGAAGAAGUUGGUUGCCGCUCGUGACAAGGAACGCCAGCCCCCAGCUGUUAAAGGUGUGAAGGGCGAGAAGCCGUCUGCUGAUACCCUGGACACCAUUCGUAUAUGGCAACGCCACUACCGCAAGGCAUUCCCUCAAUUCGUUUUCUAUUUCGACAGUAUCCCAGAAGAUGUUCGCCGCAAGUUUUGUCGACAGGUCUCCGCCCUUGGAGCUCGCGAGGAAAAAUUCUUCUCUCGUCUAGUUACCCACGUUGUUACAUCCCGUCCCAUUCCUGCUGGAGUUACUACAACAAGCCCAACCGAAUUGGAGGCUGCCGCCGAUGGGGCCAACGGUAAUGCUCACGUACAAACUGUCAACCCUUCGUUGCUCGAGAAGAACACCGACACACACCACCUUACUUUGAAGCAUGACCCUCGCCGGGACCAGGGAAGCAUGGAUGUCCUGCAGAGAGCUCGGCAGAUGGGCAUGAAGAUUUGGGCUUUGGAGAAACUGCAACGCAUGAUCACCACGAUCAAUGAUACUGAAUUCGGCGUCCAGAAUGACUCUGCUUCCAGGAGCAAAAAUUUAGGUGCAAGCCAGGACCUUUCACGUGUCCUUCGACAGGAGCUUUUGAACGGACCUUCGGAUCGAGAUCCGUUUUCAUCCAUGGAAAUGAUUGUAUUCAAGGGCCCCUUCCUCUACAUUCACGACAUGAACGAAAAAACAAAGCCAGUCAUGGUUAAAGAAUAUCCCCGGGUUGCCAGACGCCAAGAUGGAAUUUGGCCGCAGUUCAGAAGCGCCCCGUUAGGCAAAUGCCCUUUCGUCGAUGAACCACCAAGCCGAAAGGAAGUUGAUCGACAACGCAUUCGUCAAGUCCAGAAGGAGAAGAAACCAGCAACAACUGUAGCCCAGCCUCCGAAAGCUACUCAAACCAGCAUUCAACCAAAAGUAGAGCCCAAUGUUGACGCAAAUCCCACAAGAAUGGAGGACGAGGAGAGAGAAUCUUCAAGGAAAGCUGAAAUCUCUACGCAGCCCCCGGUUGAAGAAACCCGCGAACGCAAGAGCUCGGAAAGCUUCAUUCCACCAAAUUUCCCCAGGUCUGGCCCCUUUUACAUUGGUCGUGAACCUGCAGCAUCCGGGGUCCAACCAUCGAAUGUCACAUCUGCAAUUCGAUCGCAGAUGAUCUCAUCCACCGCUGCUGGACCAGGCGCACGAGCGGGUCUGAGCAAAGAAGUGUAUGGCUUGCAGAGAAAGGUCUUGGAAAGGGGCACAGGCAAUAUUGCCAAUGGAACUAUGGCCGCUCCUCAGCGUCCUAAUGGAUUAGCGAUCCAUCUCAAGACUCACGACAGUCAUACCAACCCGGAAGCUCGCAUUACACCCGAACAGGACUCUCAUCAACAAGAGGGGGCCGGGAUCAAACGCCGUCGGGCCAAUAGUCGGGAAAAUGAACAGAAGAAACCUGAACGGCGCAGGGACCCAAAGCCAGGUUAUUGUGAAAACUGCAGGGACAAGUUCGAUGAUUUUGAGGAGCACACUCUAACACGGAAGCACCGCAAAUUCGCCCAGAGCACCUCGAACUGGGAAGACCUUGACAACCUGCUUUAUGAGCUUGAACGCCCACUCAAAAAUCCAUACGGUCCGUACCGAUAUUGA